Messenger RNA from Platichthys flesus (European flounder), 1905 nucleotides. RefSeq names its product glutamic-oxaloacetic transaminase 1 like 1 (gene got1l1). Gene Ontology annotation, molecular function: pyridoxal phosphate binding; L-aspartate:2-oxoglutarate transaminase activity. Gene Ontology annotation, cellular component: cytosol. Gene Ontology annotation, biological process: L-aspartate biosynthetic process. Bases 1 to 1326 code for a protein of 441 amino acids. The record is from RefSeq and is a predicted model, not a curated record. The transcript has 8 exons. Lineage: Eukaryota; Metazoa; Chordata; Actinopteri; Pleuronectiformes; Pleuronectidae.
AUGAGUCGACCCAGCGGUGGCCUCGAUGAAAUACGGGUCAAGCAAAAUGGAGGAGACCCGGGAGGUCAUCACUGUGAACCGAUCAAUACUCAAUCUGCAGCGGCGGCGGCAGCGGAGGGUCCGGAACCUGGUCCCGACUCAAAACUACUGUCUGCCCUAAAGAGAGACUCUCAGGCCAGGAGAGUGGACCUGACAGGGAGAGAGUAUUACAGUGAGGAGGGGAAGACCUUUCAACUGCAUCUCGUUGGGAAAAUAAAACAACAGUUAAACGCUGAUCCCUGCCUUUGUCCAGAGUAUCCAUCUUCUCUUGGGCUGACAGAAUUCACCAGGCGUGCCAAUGAGGUCGUUUUGGGGAAGAGCUCCCGGGCUAUAAUGGAGAGCCGGGUGUUGGGUGUCCAGACCCCUGGUUUUACUGCUGCUGUGCGCCUCGGGGCUGAACUCCUGAGGCACUGCUUCGAUGCUGGUGCUGCUUGGUGUGGUCCGGUCUACCUCUCCUCCCCUUGCGAUGACUCAUUGGCUGGCAUCUUCCAGGCAGCGGGGAUCCAGGAUAUCCGUCGGUAUUAUUACUGGGAUGAUGAGCUGCGGUGCAUUUGUUUGGAGAAGCUUCUGCAGGAUCUGGAGGGGGCUCCUGAGCAAAGUGUUGUUGUUCUGUCAGCGUCUGCCCAUUACCCAACCGGAGCAGAUCUCUCUCAGGAUCAGUGGACUGUGAUUACACAACUAAUCAUGAGGCGUAGGCUCUUCCCUUUCCUCCUGCUGCCCGCUCAGGGGCUCUGCUAUGGAGAUUUUAAGCGGGAUUCCAGUCCUGUACAGCUCUGUGCAUCCCAAGGCAUGGAGCUCCUUUGUGCUCAGUCCUUCUCUCACUGCUUUGGCCUUUACGGUGAGGCUGUGGGUCACCUGCUGUGCGUGUUGAAGCAGAGCAGCCUCCUGAUAUCUCUGCAGUCUCAAGCUGUCAAGUUAGUCAGGUCACUGUGGGCCCGGCCGUCUGUGGGAGGAGCAGAUGUCGUCGCCACUGUGCUCUGUAACCCCGCACAUCUUGUUGAAUGGCAGGGAGAAGUUAAGCGCAUGGUUGAGAGAAGUAAGCUGAUCAGAGAUAUUUUGAGAGAGAAGCUGAGGCUUCUGGGAACUCCAGGCUGCUGGGACCACCUGACACAACAAGGUGGACUCUUCUGUUGUACAGGCUUGAAUGAUCAGCAGGUGGAAUUUCUGACAAAGACGAGACAUGUGAACCUCCUUCCCAGUGGCUGUCUGAAUGUGAGCGCAAUCAACGGCCGUAACCUGAAGUAUAUAUCUGAGUCCAUCCAUCUGGCCAUGGCCACUUCACCAUGAUCACAUGGCUUUUGAAAUCAGGAUCUGAAAUCUGUGUCACAGGGGCUUUCAAGCUUCCCUCAAAUAAUGAAAUGCUCUGUUUCCUGUAAUUAGUAUUAUAGCUGUGGCAAUCACAAAGUAAAUGUUAUUACGAUAGUUGUUGUUAAAAGGAGAAUGAUUGCCUAAUGAACCUACGCUUACUUUUGAUGAUAGAAUUCCAAUCAUUAGUAACUGUGAAAUAGACCUGAUCCUUCAACAAAAUGUGCUGUGAUUGUUUUUGGCAAAUGUUCCUCCUCUGUUUUGGUGUUUAAUUUUCAUAUGGCAAAAUCUCUACAGUUACAGCUAUCAGCUGGUUAGCUUAGCAGAUUGGCAAAGGUGACAAAAUGAAACUGCCGCCACUUGUAUAAUUCUAUGAACAUGUUUCUUCUGGUUGCUUUAAUUCCUUAAAGAUUUUUUUUUAAAUAAACCAAAAUCCCCCUAAAAUCCUGUAAUCGCCAAUUUGCAAUCUCUAUUUCAGUUAGCGCAACUUAGGCAGCAGCUAUACUCGUGUUCAACCCUGGUUGAGAGGUGUUCCAGACCAUAGCCUGUAUAUAAAGAUAG